Lodderomyces beijingensis is the source of this 1701-nucleotide messenger RNA. The record is from the annotation of a GenBank genome assembly. Lineage: Eukaryota; Fungi; Ascomycota; Pichiomycetes; Serinales; Debaryomycetaceae.
AUGGGUACACAUCAAGAGAUUUUCCGCGGGCCCGGCACCCUAAACUUAAUGACAUCCAACUCGAGGGUGGUUGAGGUCGACGAAAAGACGGGCAAGAUCUUAUCCCGAACCAAUUCGGCUGCAAGUUUGGAAACUUUUGAGCCCGAGCACACGUUACAAAGAGGUUUAAAGUCUCGUCAAGUUCAGCUCAUUGCAAUUGCAGGCGCUAUAGGAACUGGUUUGUUUCUUGGUUCCGGAAGCACGCUUGCUCAAACUGGUCCAGCAUCAUUGGUGUUGAGUUACAUUGUCUUGGGACUGGUUGUGUACUUUGUCAUGCAUUGUGUGGCUGAAAUGAUCAUCUACAGACCUUUACCUGGAAAAGGGGUAGUAGACAUUGUGGGCACCUACCUUUCCCCUUCGAUUUCCUUUGCCAUUGGCUGGAACUACUGGUAUGCCUUUUCCAUUCUUAUUGCCGCCGAAGUCACAGCCGCCGGUGCAGUUUUCCAAUACUGGGUCGAUGUCAAUGUUGCUGCUCCCAUUAGUGUGUUGCUCGUGAUUGUUAUAGCGAUGAAUGCCGUCUCUGUCCGCGUGUUUGGCGAGGCUGAGUUCUGGUUCGGGCUUAUCAAAUUGAUUGCGUUGAUGGGACUUAUCAUUCUCGCAAUUGUUCUUUUCUUUGGCGGCGGCCCCAAACAACAUGGGGUGGUUGGGUUUAGAUACUGGAAAAAGAAUGCUUUCAAAGCUUACCUUGUAAAGGAUAAUCUUGAUCUCGGCCGGUUUUUGGGCUUUUGGACUGCCAUUGUAAAGUCGGGUUUCUCAUACAUUUUCGGUCCCGAGAUGAUUGCCACCUGCUUGGGCGAGACAGAGAACCCCAGGAAAAACGGAAUCAAGGCCCUGAAGCGGUUCAUUUGGCGUUUGCUUUUCUUUUACGUCUUGGGCUCCUUAGGUAUCAGUGUCAUUGUUAGCUCGUCCGAUAAGAAACUAUUUGGCAGUGCCAGCGACGCAAAGGGGCUGCCUUGGGUCAUUGGCAUCCAGAAUGCCGGAAUUCCAGUUUUGAACCACAUUAUCAAUGCUGUGAUCCUCACCAGUGCUUGUUCUGCUGCCAACUCGUUUUUGUACACUGCAACGAGAAUGUUGUUCUCGAUGGCCGAGAGGGGCAAUGCGCCCAAGAUAUUUGCACGUGUCAAUCGCUGGGGUAUUCCGUACUACUCGUUGGCUGCCUCGUCGGCACUUGGCUUCUUGGCAUACCUCAACUGUUCGUCAUCGGCCUCGAAUGUCUUUUCGUGGCUCAGUAACCUUACCACAACCCUGGGUUUCAUCUCCUGGAUAGCCAUCUGUUUUGCAUUCAUCCGAUUCCGCAAGGCUUGCAAGGUCCACGACUGUUCGGACCGGGUCCCUUACAAAACCUACUUGGGCCCAUUUGGUGCUUACUACGUUAUAGUCUUUAUGACGUUGCUCACGUUGACAAACGGGUACCCUUCCUUUGUGCAUGGCUUUAGCGGCGCUGACUUUGUUGCCGCCUAUGUGACAUUGCCAAUUGUUUUUGGUCUCUACGUGGUUCACCGCGCUUAUGAUUACUUUAAGAACCACAACAAGCACUGGUUGAAUCCGAUUGAAGACAUUGAUAUGUUUAGUGGGCUCGACUUGAUUGAAGCCGAGGAGAGGAAUUUCGUGGAGCCGGUUCCAAAGAAUGCCUUGCAAAAGUUUUGGUACUGGGUAGCAUAG